AUGACAAACACCACACUCGAUUCAUUACUGAAGACUGAUUUUGAACAGAAUCAAGUUCUGUGGAACAACCUCCAAUUUCAUUCGCAUAGUGCUCAUCAUCUCGGUGCAUUAGCAUCACUAGGUGCCAGUGAUCAGCAACUCAUGGAUAUUUAUACAAACACUAUGCGCAAUUACGCCGAAAAGUAUGAACCAUCACCACACGAAAUUACUGAUGAAAAUUGGCGUAACUCUCUUAGUGAUCGACGAUUCUGUAUGGCUUAUCGAGAUUUCUUUAAUAAAAAACUACCGACGCAGGGUGAUUGGAAAGGUGAAUUCUUCAAAUUGCUUCUUGACGAUAAAGAUGGACUACCACUCAUUGAUGCAUCACUUAGUGGUUUGCUUCAUCCGAUUAUUCAUAUAAGUUACGCUAUAGACUUAAACAGUCGACCGGUAGCAUGUGAAGCCUUAACUAUGACAGCCGUAUGUGUUGAUAGUUUAUAUAAACCGCCUGCCAAAUUAGAGCCUCCAGCAAACGGAAUAAAAGGUGCUCUUCAAGUUAUGAAGGAGAUACGUUCAGAAGAUUAUGCACCAACCUUAGAUGAACCAGCCCAAUUUGAUAGUGUAUUAAAGAAUGAAUCUCUUCUUCUCGCAUACUAUAACGAAUGGCAAAUGCCGGCAGAUCUUGACAAGGCAAUCGAAGAGUUAUUUGACAUGAGUGUCUAUAUCUAUGGUGCUACACAUAAACCUGACCAAAUCGAUUUUGACUUCGGUCUCUUGCAUCUCCUAACGGGAAUGAAUGCCAUUCGAACAAUUCAACCAUAUUUAGAUGAAAACACGGUCAAAAGACUUCUCUGUUGUUUCUUCUAUUUAUCUCUGGUUAUGUAUAUCAGUCAACGUCAACCAAAAAUUAAUGAACAUUUAAUCAAUGAUUAUCAGAUCGAAGAAGAUAAACGUAAUUGGGAAUAUGUCGUUGAUCGAACAUUACAUACGAAACUAGCAACAGAAGUUCAUUGUGUUAAGGUUAUUCGUACAUUAAAGGAUGCCGAAGCAAAGUAUGGAUCAAAAAAUGGAUUCUACUUGAAAACUGCUAUUAAAUCAGUUGAUAAUUUAAAUGUAGACAAACCAUGGAACUAUUAUAAAUCACAUGAACCAUGGAUUGGAAUGUCCGACGCAGAUCGAGAAUUAAAUGUGAAACACUAA
This is a messenger RNA of Adineta steineri, 1179 nucleotides long. The record is from the annotation of a GenBank genome assembly. NCBI's taxonomy places the organism in Eukaryota, Metazoa, Rotifera, Eurotatoria, Adinetida, Adinetidae.